This is a messenger RNA of Dioscorea cayenensis subsp. rotundata (Guinea yam), 913 nucleotides long. Its product is annotated as vesicle-associated membrane protein 711-like. The record is from RefSeq and is a predicted model, not a curated record. The transcript is spliced from 4 exons. Gene Ontology annotation, cellular component: membrane. Gene Ontology annotation, biological process: vesicle-mediated transport. Bases 90 to 752 code for a protein of 220 amino acids. Lineage: Eukaryota; Viridiplantae; Streptophyta; Magnoliopsida; Dioscoreales; Dioscoreaceae.
UCGUCUUUCUCGCUGUUCUCGUUUCCAGAAUUCCAGAGAUCGAUCGAUCGAGAACGAGAGAGAGAGAGAGAGAGAGAGAGAGGGAUUCAAUGGCGGUAGUGUAUGCGCUGGUGGCUCGGGGAACGGUGGUGUUGGCGGAGUUCAGCUCGACGGGGAGCAAUGCGAGCGCAAUCGCGAGGCAAAUCCUGGAGAAAAUCCCUGGGGCUGAUGAUAGCCAUGUAUCCUACUCGCAAGAUCGGUACGUGUUUCAUGUUAAGAGAACCGAUGGGAUCACCGUCCUCUGCAUGGCCGAUGACUCCGCUGGCAGGAGGAUUCCUUUUGCCUUUCUGGAGGACAUUCAUGGGAGAUUUGUGAAGACAUAUGGCCGUGCCUGUCACACAGCCCUUGCUUAUGCGAUGAAUGAUGAAUUCUCAAGGGUCUUAAGUCAACAAAUGGACUUCUAUUCUAGUGAUCCUAAUGCAGAUAGGAUUAAUCGCAUCAAAGGCGAAAUGAGUCAGGUACGCAAUGUUAUGAUAGAAAACAUAGACAAGGUUCUGGAAAGGGGUGACAGAUUGGAAUUACUAGUAGAUAAAACCGCAAAUAUGCAAGCAAAUACAUUUCGCUUCAGAAGACAAACUCGUCGUUUUAAUAACACUGUUUGGUGGCGCAAUGUUAAACUUAGGGCAACUCUGAUUCUCGUCGUCUUGAUUGUAAUCUACGUCGUACUUGCAUUCAUCUGCGAAGGGGUCACCCUGCCAUCAUGUAUCAGGUAAAAUACAGCUUUCAAUUUUCAAUGUCUUUAAUAUGAGUCACCAGUUCUCAUAUAUUAUUUGUGAAUGUGAGAAAACAUCAGAACUAUGCUAUUUGCAUUAUUUGCUGUAAUACUUGUUUCGAGCAAAUUAUUUCUGAAAUGUGAUAUCAUUUUUUUUUUUUC